Xiphias gladius (swordfish) is the source of this 1812-nucleotide messenger RNA. Its product is annotated as tubulin alpha chain-like. Gene Ontology annotation, biological process: mitotic cell cycle; microtubule cytoskeleton organization. The coding region runs from base 406 to 1755 and encodes 449 amino acids. The record is from RefSeq and is a predicted model, not a curated record. The transcript has 6 exons. NCBI's taxonomy places the organism in Eukaryota, Metazoa, Chordata, Actinopteri, Istiophoriformes, Xiphiidae. Gene Ontology annotation, cellular component: cytoplasm; microtubule. Gene Ontology annotation, molecular function: structural constituent of cytoskeleton; GTP binding.
CUUUCGCUGCCAUUACCGCAUACCGCAGGAGGACAAGGGAGCGCAGUGCCCACAGACACAGCGAUGACUCUAUGUAUCUCACACCAUCCUUGCGUGAUGAGGGAUAUUUGAAUGCUGUUUAAAGUCUCGUCCACUGUCGGUAAUGCGAUACAAUUAUUACGACCCAUUUGUGAAGAGACUUAAAUGUGGGGCACUAGGGACCUAUACUCUCAAACAAUGGAUGUGGGUCAGAGCUUUAUGACUCAGCAACAACUAUGAGAGCAAAACAAAUGAGAAGACAACAGCAAGCUCAGAUCAAAUCACUGUUCACCUUAAGCUGCAGGUAUAUAAGCACUGAGAAACACAGCUGCCUUUAGUGCUACAUCUUCUUACCGAUACCUGGACAUUGGAGAAGAGAGACAAACUAUGCGUGAAUGUAUCUCCAUUCAUGUGGGCCAAGCCGGAGCCCAGAUUGGCAAUGCAUGUUGGGAGCUGUACUGCCUGGAACAUGGGAUCCAGCCAGAUGGACAGAUGCCCUCUGACAAGACUAUUGGAGGAGGAGAGGACUCCUUCAACACCUUCUUCAGUGAGACAGGGGCAGGAAAGCAUGUUCCCAGAGCAAUCUUUGUCGACCUGGAACCUACUGUCAUCGAUGAGGUGCGUACAGGAACCUACCGGCAGCUGUUCCACCCUGAGCAGCUGAUUACAGGAAAGGAAGAUGCUGCCAACAACUACGCCCGUGGACAUUACACCAUUGGCAAGGAGAUCAUUGAUCUGGUUCUGGACAGGACUCGUAAACUGGCUGAUCAGUGCACUGGCCUGCAGGGAUUCCUAAUCUUCCACAGCUUUGGUGGAGGCACUGGUUCAGGUUUCACCUCCCUGCUGAUGGAGAGACUCUCUGUUGAUUAUGGUAAAAAGUCUAAGCUUGAGUUUGCCAUCUACCCAGCCCCUCAAGUUUCCACUGCAGUUGUGGAGCCUUACAACUCCAUCCUGACCACCCACACCACCCUGGAGCACUCUGACUGUGCCUUCAUGGUGGACAACGAGGCCAUCUACGACAUCUGCCGCAGAAACCUCGAUAUAGAACGCCCGUCCUACACCAACCUCAACCGCCUCAUCAGCCAGAUAGUUUCAUCUAUCACAGCCUCACUUCGCUUUGAUGGAGCCCUCAAUGUUGACCUGACAGAGUUCCAGACCAACUUGGUGCCCUACCCUCGUAUCCACUUCCCUCUGGCCACUUACGCCCCGGUCAUCUCUGCUGAGAAAGCCUACCAUGAGCAGCUGUCAGUUGCCGAUAUCACUAACACCUGCUUUGAGCCAGCCAAUCAGAUGGUGAAGUGUGAUCCUCGUCAUGGUAAAUACAUGGCCUGCUGUCUGCUGUACCGUGGUGACGUGGUGCCCAAAGAUGUCAACUCUGCCAUCGCAGCCAUCAAGACCAAACGCACCAUCCAGUUUGUGGACUGGUGCCCCACAGGCUUCAAGGUUGGCAUCAACUAUCAGCCUCCAACUGUGGUUCCUGGUGGAGACCUGGCCAAGGUGCAGAGGGCUGUGUGCAUGCUGAGCAACACCACAGCCAUCGCUGAGGCCUGGGCCCGUCUCGACCACAAGUUUGACCUCAUGUAUGCCAAGAGGGCCUUUGUCCACUGGUAUGUUGGGGAGGGCAUGGAAGAGGGAGAGUUCUCAGAGGCCAGAGAAGAUAUGGCUGCCCUGGAGAAGGAUUAUGAAGAGGUGGGUGCUGAUAACAUGGGAGAGGAGGAAGAAGGAGAAGAAUACUGACUUUACUGAGGCCUGCACUUCAGCCAAAGUAAAUUGAUUAUUCAUCCCUAUUUUUAA